AUGGCUCUCGGCCUCCGCAGAGAGGAUUCCCCACCAAAAUCGAUUUCCAACCGUUCUAAGCAUAACAUCUCAGCCUACCUGAAUCGCCCUGAUGAUGACUUUUCUGCCUGGCUGGGCGAAACAAAGCCCCAGCCAACGCAUAAAGUCAAAAAAUCCGGUCAAAGUAGCAACGCAGACUCAGAAUCCCAAGACAUUUUGCGCCUGCGGAACAGGAUCAACACUAAACUGAUGGAGGGAAAUGUUGCCAGCGCUGUCCGUGUUUUAUCAUCUGAUGACAGAGUUCUUUCCAUUACACCAAGUGUCCUCGCUGAGCUUAAUGCAAAACAUCCGAGUCCCCCCGCGGACCUUCGCUCUACUACUCUAAACUCCGAUUACCCCGCAACCUAUGCCCCCAAAGAAGAUGUUCUAGAUGCUAUUAAUUCCCUCGCAACCGGCAGCUGCGGGGGCAUCGACGGACUACGCCCAGGGCAUGUGAAAGAUCUACUCUCAAGCCACACCUGCGAGGCCGGCGCUCGCCUCCUCGUCUCCAUAACUGCUCUGACAAACAUGAUCAUCCAGGCACAAAUCCCCGAGUACGCUCGGGACCUCCUAUUUUCUGCAAACAUCACCGCAUUGAGGAAGAAGGAAGGCGGGAUCCGCCCUAUUGCUGUUGGUACAUUUUUUCGCCGUCUAGCUUCCAAAGUAGCCUGUAGACAAGUUACCAAGUUUUUGGGCCAGGAACUACGCCCGUUUCAGUUGGGCGUCGGUGUCCGCGGCGGCUGUGAAGCUGCUGUCCAUGCCGCAAGAAAGUUUAUUUCCGCCUCGUCCGAAAGGCCGGAUAACGCCUCUGUACUCGUGAAGCUAGACUUGACAAAUGCCUUCAACAGUCUUCGUCGGGACUGUAUUCUCGAAACUUGCUACCGCCGUGCUCCCUCAAUUGCCCGCUUGGUAUCUAUGGCUUACUCCAAGCCAAGCCUUCUUAUUGCCGAUGACCAAAUCCUACAUUCCAGCAACGGUGUUCAACAGGGCGACCCACUUGGCCCGUUGCUUUUUGCCCUGACGAUCGAUCCUGUUGUUCGGAACAUCUCAUCUCGUUUCAAUGUAUGGUACCUGGACGACGCUACUAUCGGAGGUCCGGUAGCUUCUGUCCUUAAAGAUUUGGAAAAUCUGAUCCCCUCCCUUAAUUCUCUUGGCCUAUCCAUCAAUCCGCUCAAAUCCGAAAUUGCCAAUAUUGGCUUUACCCCAGAAGAUUUUACCUCUGUAUUUAAUACGUUCUCGAAUGUCCUUCCAAAUAUCCGCAGGACCUUGAUUGAAAAUUUGAAAAUCUUAGGGUCCCCUAUAUCUAAUCUGGGUGUUGAAUCAUCCCUAUAUGCUAAAACAUCCUCGCUGUUGGCAAUUUCUAACAAACUAGCAAAAAUCGAUUCCAUUCCGGCCUGUUUUUCCUACGCAAUUGUUUUGCAAUUCCAAAGCUUCUAUUAUCCUCAGAAGUGCCCCAUGUUUCUUUAA
Molecule: messenger RNA, 1485 nt
Organism: Octopus sinensis (East Asian common octopus)
Lineage: Eukaryota; Metazoa; Mollusca; Cephalopoda; Octopoda; Octopodidae
Exons: 1
Coding region: 1-1485 (494 amino acids)
Source: RefSeq, a predicted model, not a curated record